Molecule: messenger RNA, 13644 nt
Organism: Orcinus orca (killer whale)
Lineage: Eukaryota; Metazoa; Chordata; Mammalia; Artiodactyla; Delphinidae
Gene: MYO15A
Product: myosin XVA
Exons: 65
Coding region: 2351-12943 (3530 amino acids)
Cellular component (GO): cytoskeleton; myosin complex
Molecular function (GO): ATP binding; cytoskeletal motor activity; protein binding
Source: RefSeq, a predicted model, not a curated record
GUCUCUGGGGCCGCCUUGGCCCCAAACAGUGCAGCCCCAGGCUCACUCCUAGGGCCCGUCCUCCACGUGCACCCACCCCCGGUGCCAUCCUGCCGAGCUGUGGCCCCAGCACCACCCAGACGCCGCUGACUCCCUGACAGCCGUGCGAGUCCCGCCAACUCCCUGGACGGCGGACGUCCGAGAUCACCAUGUGCAGAGCUCCACCCACGGCCUCCCUCCCCUCCACUGGCCGCCUCCACUCUCCCGCCUGCUUCAGUAAGGAAACCGUGCAGGUGCUCGUGAGCUGCCUGCAGGCUCCACCUGCAAAACAUACCGGCAUCCCAGCACUCUGUCCACCGCACUGCCCCAGCCCGGCCCAGGCCCCAGCGUCGCUCGCCCGGACCGCCACGGUAGCUCCCACAACAGCCACCGCUUGUGCCCUCAGCCCCUGCCAUCCGUCCUUCCUGUGGCAGCGAGAGGGAUCCUGUGAAGACCAAGGAGGUCCAAUUCCAUCCCUUCUCUGCCACAGCCGUGGCCAAGUCCUCACCCCGACCUCUGCCCCACCCCCCGUCUUCGCCCCUCACUGCACUCGGUCACCCUGGCCUUGCUGUUCCUCCAUCACGUCCGGACCGCUGUGCCUCCCCCAGGCCUCCCUCCCUCCCCUCCUGCAACUCUUGGCCCUCGUGUCACUUCCAGGGCACCUCACCCAGGCCCUGUUCGGUGCUGUAUACCCGAGUCUCGAUGCCGCGUCCCUGCGCUAUUCCAAUGCCAGCACUCACGCCAUCCCACCGGUUGUAUCUUUCACUCACUCUCCUUGUUUGUUGCCAGUCCCCGCCCCCCAGAAUGUCAGCGCCACGAGGGCAGGUUUCUGUUUCCUUAGCUGUGUCCCCAGUGCUUAGACAGCGCCUGGUUCAUGGCAGGCUUCCAGCAGAUGCUUCUGAACAAAUGAACGGACAAGUCAGUGCAUGCUGUCCUGAGGGACAGGGGCCAGGCUGACCAAGAGUCCAGGUGGGGCCCAAGCAGGGACACGGCCUGGGCGACCUCCACCAGCACAUCAGGGCCUCUGGCUUGCUCAGUGGCUCAAGUAGGGCCCUCUGCCCCAGAACUCCUGGAAGGCCCAGACUCUGGGGUCAGCCCGGCUAAGCCCCUGCCUCUGGCCAGUGUCCAGAGCUGUUCCCCUCCCACACGAUGGCCCAAUGCCCAGGAGCCCAGAGGCGAGGAAGGCCUAGCACUAGCAAGAAAUGUGGCUCCGGACCACGCAGGCCUGGGUUGGAGCCUGGUUCCAGGGUCCCAAGCUGGUUGACCUUGAACAAGUCACUUCUCCUCUCCAAGGCUGUUUCCUCAUCUGGAGAAUGGAGAUGACAGUUCCCACCCCACAGCCCAUCGUGAGACUCUCUUGAGAUAACAGUGGCCAGGCCUCAAUUUGGAAACCAGCUCCAGGAGGAGCAGUGGGGGGCGCGGUGUCGGCAUUUCUGGGCUCAGAAAGCGUGAACCCCCUGCCCCACAGCCCAGAACAAGGCAGGAGAGCAGGCAGCAUCAGAGGGGGUGAUGGGGGAGUGGAUGCUCCCUCGAGACCCCAUCCUGCGGGGGCCCAGGUCCCACGUGUCCCCACCCCCAGAAGCUGCCUGACUGUCGGCCUUACCAGGCCCUGCUGGAACCGAGAAGCCCCCUUCUUGCCCUGCCUUCUCAGCCAGCAGCCUGGUUCUCCCCGAUAAAUUAUUCACGCUCCCAAGGGCCGGCCAGCUCUGGUUACACUGACCGCAGCCCUGGGCACCUGCCAUGCCCACCACCCCUCCUCCCUUGCCCAGGACCUGGAGGGGCCCAGGUUCCCCCCCGUCCAAGGUGACUUGGUGGUCUCUGAACGUCCCACCCUGGCUCAGGAGAUGCAGUGCCGCUUGUGGCCCGGAACAGAUGUGCUGGUGGUUUAGGGCAGGUGGCUGCCCCUCUCUGGGGCCCAGGGACCCAAGCACUCACUCGGUGGGGGAGCCGGCAGAGGCUCAGGGAGGGCUUGACUGGGGUUGAGACACGGCUGUCCUCACGGAGGUUCUAAGGCCAACGCAGUCUUCCCAGCAUGGGCCUGCCAGGCCUCCCCUGCUUCCCAUAAACGACACCCAGGUGCUUUCCAACAGGCUCAAGGGUGAAAUUCUAGGCGGGGCCUGAGGAGAUGAAUUAUGGAUCUGCCCUCCUGAAAGCCUGGUCCCAGCCAGAAGGAGCUUGGCUGUCCCUCCCCCGGCCACCGGGCCAGUCCCAGCUGCUCUGAGCCUGAGGAGGCUGCGUGUCCAGCCGCAGGCAGGAGACUCAGCAGGUCCCUGUGUCCCCAAGGCCCUGAGCUUGUGACACCGGCCGGCCUGGCAGGGAGCAGGUGGCCACCAUGGCGAAGGAAGAAGAGGAUGAGAAGAAAGCCAAGAAAGGGAAGAAGGGGAAGAAGGCACCGGAGCCGGAAAAGCCCAAGCGGAGCCUGAAGGGGACUUCGCGGCUGUUCAUGGGCUUCCGAGACCGCACGCCCAAGAUCUCCAAGAAGGGGCAGUUCCGGAGCGCGUCGGCAUUCUUCUGGGGCCUCCACACCGGACCCCAGAAGACCAAACGCAAGAAGAAGGCGCGCACGGUGCUCAAGUCCACGUCGAAGCUCAUGACGCAGAUGCGCGUGGGCAAGAAGAAGCGCGCCAUGAAGGGCAAGAAGCCGUCCUUCAUGGUGAUCCGCUUCCCUGGCCGGCGCGGCUACGGCCGCCUGCGCCCGCGUGCCCAAUCGCUCAGCAAGGCGUCCACGGCCAUCAACUGGCUCACCAAGAAAUUCCUCAUCAAGAAGGCCGAGGAGUCGGGCAGUGCGCAGGCCACACUGGACGCCUGGAUGGACCGCUCCGGCUCCCGCGUGGGCUCGCGCAAGCUGCCCUUCCCGUCGGGCGCCGAGAUCCUGCAGCCCGGGGGUCGCCUGCGCAGGUUCCCGCGCGCCCACAGCAUCUACGAGUCGGGUGAGCCCGUGGGCUUCCUGCCCUUCGAGGACGAGGCCCCGUUCCGGCACUCAGGCUCCCGCAGGUCGCUGUACGGGCUGGAGGGCUUCCAGGACCUGGGCGAGUACUAUGACUACUACCGCGAGGGUGAUGACUACUACGACCGGCAGUCGCUGUACCAGUAUGAGGAGGAGCCCUACCGGGGCGCCUACAGCCUCCACGGCCCAGCCUGGCCGCCCUAUGACAACCCGCACGGGUACCCGCCCGAGGACCUCUACGACUACUACGGCCCAGACUACUACGGGGGCUCCUUCUACUCCAACUACGGCUACCGCUAUGGCUACGACGACUACGAGCCCCCCUACGCGGCCCCGUCGGGGUUCGCGUCUCCCUAUGGCUACUACGACGCAUACGCGGGCGAGGCGCAACUGCACGGCUACUACCAGGACCCCUACGCCCCUUCCGACGCGCUUUACCCGCCCUACCCGCCCUACGACCUCGCCUACGACCUCCCGUAUGCCGGGCCCUACCCAGAUACCUACGGGGCUCCCUACCCGGAUGCCUACGGGGCGCCCUACCUGGCCGCCUACGCGCCGCCUUACCUGGGCGCCUACGCGCCGCCCUACCUGGAAGCCUACAUGCCACCCUACCUGGAUCCCUACGCGCCGCCCUACAGCGUCCCCUACGGUGCCUCCCAUGGAGUCCCCUACGCCGAAGGCAUCUAUGGUGGCGGGGACCAGGCCAUCUACCCGCCCGAGGGGCCCUAUCUUCCGCCGGAGCAGUCGGCCUUCGCGUACCCGUGGGUGCCGCCGCCCAUCCUGUCACCUCACAACCCGUAUGCCCACCCCAUGGAUGACAUCGCGGAGCUGGAGGAGCCCGAGGAGGCGGGCAGCGAGCAGCAGGGCACGUCCUUCCGCCUGCCCAGCUCCGCCUUCUUCGAGCAGCAGGGCAUGGACAAGCCCGCCAGGUCCAAGUUGUCCCUCAUCCGCCGGUUCCGCCUCUUCCCGCGGCCCCAAGUGAAGCUGUUUGGGAAGGAGAAGUUGGACGUGCCCCUGCCGCCCUCCCUGGACAUCCCUCUGCCCUUGGGAGACGCGGACGAAGACGAAGAAGAGGAUGAGAUGCCGCCGCUGCCCCCGGUGCCCUACGGCCACCCCUUCUGGGGCUUCCUCACGCCGCGGCAGCGCCGCAUCCAGCGCGCCCUCUCGGCCUUCGGCGCCCCCCGGGGCCUGGGCUUCAGCUCUGACUUCAGACGCCCAGCGCCGCGCCCGGCCACCUCGCUGGCGCGGUUCCUCAAAAAGACCUUGUCGGAAAAGGAGCCCAUCCCGCGGCUGAAGAGCAGCCAGAAGGCCCGGGCGCGAGGCCCGGCGGUCAGGGAGGCGGCCUACAAGCGCUUCGGCUACAAGCUGGCCGGCAUGGACCCCGAGCGGCCCAACACGCCCAUCGUGCUGCGGAGGGCGCAGGCGCGCGCACGCAACAACAACAACUCCCACCGUCCGCCGUCCCCGCCGCGCGCCCCCAGCCCCGCCCCCAGCCUGCCGCCCGCCCCGGCCCUCGCCCCCGCCGGCCUGCCCCCGGGCCUUCCCCCGCCGGCUUCGCCCUACGGCUCGCUCCGCCGGCACCCGCCGCCCUGGGCCGCCCCGGCUCACUUGCCCCUCGCAUCCCAGGCCAGCUGGUGGGCCUUGGCCGAGCCCCCGCCCGUGAGCCCCGAGGGGCCCCCUGACCCUCUGGCCUUCCCCGGACCCCGGCUCUCCUUCAGGGGCUCCCGCCGGCGGGACGCGGCCUUCGGCUUCCCCGGGCCCUCGCCCCGGCCCUCGCUGAGGAUCCCGCCCCGCCUGGGGUACCGCUCACCCCUGGGGCCCCGCUCGCCCCUGGGGCCCUUGUCCCCCCAGCCCUCCGUCCGCCGCGGCCCCUUCCGGCCGCCCUUCUCGCCGCCGCCCCGCCGUCCCCGCUCGCUGCGGGAGCCCCUGUCUCCGCGCCGAGCCUCGGGGCGCCCGCGCGCACCCCGGUCGCCGGUGCUGGGCUCCCCGCGGCCGCCCUCGCCGCCCCCUCUGCUGGGCCCCAGCCCACGGAACCGCUCGCUCAACCUGCCCUCGCGCCUCCCGCGCACGUGGCGCAGCCUCAGCGAACCUCCCAUCAGGGCCGUGAAGCCCCGGCCGCGCCAGUCCUACCGCCUGCCGCCCGGCCUUCGGUCUUGGCGGGCGGCUGCCGCUGCCGCUGCCGCUGCCCCUGCCCCUGAGCACCGCGAGAGCCAGCGCGAGCCCGAGGAGUCGGAGACGCUCUGGACAGUGCCCCCGCUGGCCCCCAGCUGGGACGUGGACAUGCCUGACACCCAGCGGCCACCCUCGCCCUGGCCGGGAGGCCCAGGCAGCCUCCGUGGCUUCUCCAGGCAAGCCGCUGUACCCCCAAACCCCUUCCUCCAGCACGUGGGCCCAGGGCUAUCCCCUGCUGCCCAGCCUGAAGAUUCAGCCUCUGACUCAACCGGUAUCCUCCUGGGUACACAUCACGACCCAGGGCCUGGACAGCUGACCAAAUCGGCCAGCCCGAGCCUCCAGAAGCCUGAAGAAGAGGCCUGUCCGGCGGACCCCCAGCCACCAGCAGAGCCUGAACCCCCGACCCUGACACCCCCCAAGGAUUCCCCCUCAGAGCGGAAAGCACUGAGGCCCAGCUUCUCCUACCCGCUGGCCGCCUCUGACCAGAUGAGGGCCACAUGGCCACCAUGGCGCCGCUGGGGGACACUGCCCAGGGCUCCAGCCCCCUUGGCGCCCUCUGGGGCCCCAGGACCCCUGCCCAAGGCGGGUGAAUGGCUCCAGGCAAGCCCUGGGCGUUUUGCUGUGGUCAUGCCUCGUGUGCAGAAGCUGAGCUCUUUCCAGCGAGCUUGUCCUGCUACCCUGCAGCCUCCCAUCCAGGAGCCAGAGCCCCGGCCCAGGCUGAGAACCUGGAGUCUGCUCUGGUCCCGCCUGUGCCUGCCGGCGGAGGCCCAUCAACCCUGCACACGAGUACACGCUCGCCCCCCGUCCUGCCGCCUGGGCCCUGGAGCUGCCUGCCUGCCCAAUGGGGGCCCCGGGGAAAAGGUCGGCCCCAAAGACUGGUGGAACAAGAUGCACUCCAUCCGCAACCUGCCAUCCACACGGCUCCGCGAGCAGCGCCGGGAGGACGGCGUGGAGGACAUGACGCAGCUGGAAGACCUCCAGGAGACCACUGUGCUGGCCAACCUCAAGACCAGAUUUGAACGGAACCUCAUCUACACGUACAUCGGCAGCAUCCUGGUGUCGGUGAACCCGUACCGGAUGUUUGGGAUCUACGGGCUGGAGCAGGUGCAGCAGUACAGAGGGCGGGCCCUGGCCGAGAAUUCCCCGCACCUCUUUGCAAUUGCAAAUCUCGCCUUCGCCAAAAUGCUCGAUGCCAAACAGAACCAGUGCAUAAUCAUCAGCGGAGAGAGCGGCUCUGGAAAAACUGAGGCCACGAAGCUGAUCCUGCGCUACCUGGCGGCCAUGAACCAGAAACGGGGCGUCGCACGGCAGAUAAAGAUCCUGGAGGCCACACCCCUCCUGGAGUCCUUCGGUAACGCCAAAACUGUCAGGAAUGACAACUCCAGCCGCUUUGGGAAGUUUGUGGAGAUCUUUCUGGAAGGGAGCGUGAUUUCUGGUGCCAUAACCUCGCAGUACCUGCUCGAGAAAUCCAGGAUCGUGUUUCAGGCCAAAAACGAGAGGAACUACCACAUCUUCUAUGAGCUGCUGGCUGGGCUGCCCGCCCAGCUCCGGCAGGCCUUCAGCCUGCAGGAGGCCGAGACCUACUACUACCUGAACCAGGGUGGGAACUGUGAGAUCUCAGGGAAGAGCGACGCGGACGACUUCCGCCGGCUGCUGGCCGCCAUGGAGGUGCUGGGCUUCAGCGCCGAGGACCAGGACAGCAUCUUCCGCAUCCUGGCCUCCAUCCUGCACCUGGGCAACGUCUACUUUGAGAAGUAUGAGACAGACGCGCAGGAGGUUGCCUCGGUGGUGAGCGCCCGGGAGAUCCAGGCCGUGGCCGAGCUGCUGCAGGUCUCCCCCGAGGGCCUGCAGAAGGCCAUCACCUUCAAAGUGACCGAGACAAUGCGAGAGAAGAUCUUCACCCCCCUGACCGUGGAGAGUGCCGUGGAUGCCAGGGAUGCCAUCGCCAAGGUCCUGUACGCGCUGCUUUUUAGCUGGCUCAUCGCCAGGGUCAACGCGCUGGUAUCCCCGCAGCAGGACGCGCUGUCCAUCGCCAUCCUGGACAUCUAUGGCUUCGAGGACCUGAGCUUCAACAGCUUCGAGCAGCUGUGCAUCAACUAUGCAAACGAGAGCCUCCAGUACCUCUUCAACAAGAUCGUCUUCCAGGAGGAGCAGGAGGAGUACAUCCGCGAGCAGAUGGACUGGCAGGAGAUCACCUUCGCCGACAAUCAGCCCUGCAUCAGCCUCAUCUCGCUGAAGCCCUAUGGCAUCCUGCGCAUCCUCGACGACCAGUGCUGCUUCCCCCAGGCCACAGACCACACGUUUCUGCAGAAGUGCCACUACCACCACGGCGCCAACCCGCUCUACUCCAGACCCAAGAUGCCGCUGCCCGAGUUCACCAUCAAGCACUACGCGGGCAGAGUCACCUACCAGGUGCACAAGUUCCUGGACAAGAACCACGACCAGGUGCGCCAGGAUGUGCUGGACCUGUUUGUGCGGAGCCGGACACGGGUGGUGGCACACCUCUUCUCCAGCCAUGCCCCGCAGGCUGCCCCUCAGCGCCUGGGCAAGAGCAGCUCCGUCACCCGGCUCUACAAGGCGCACACGGUGGCCGCUAAGUUCCAGCAGUCGCUCCUGGAUCUGGUGGAAAAGAUGGAGAGGUGUAACCCCUUGUUCGUCAGGUGCCUGAAGCCCAACCACAAGAAGGAGCCAGGCCUCUUUGAGCCAGAUGUGGUGAUGGCCCAGCUACGCUAUUCGGGGGUACUGGAGACUGUGCGGAUCCGCAAGGAGGGCUUUCCGGUGCGGCUGCCCUUCCAGGCGUUCAUCGACAGGUACCGCUGUCUAGUGUCCCUCCAGCGCAACCUGCCAGCCAGUGGGGACAUGUGUGUGUCCAUGCUGAGCCGCCUGUGCACGGUCACGCCAAACAUGUACCGCGUCGGCGUCAGCAAGCUGUUCCUGAAGGAGCACCUGCACCAGCUGCUGGAGGGCAUGCGGGAGCACGUCCUGAACCGGGCAGCCCUCACGCUGCAGCGCUGCCUCCGCGGCUUCUUCAUUCAGCGGCGUUUCCGCUCCCUGCGCCGCAAGAUCAUCUUGCUGCAGAGCCGGGCCCGUGGCUACCUGGCCAGGCAGCGGUAUCAGCAGAUGAGGAGGCGUCUGGUGAAGUUCCGGGCCCUGGUGCACACGUGUACAAGCCACCAGCGUCACCUCAAGCCGAGGGCGGAGUGGAGGCUCUGGGUGGCGGAGGAGCUGAGCAAGCGACAGGUGGUGGCUGUGGGGCACCUGGAGGUCCCGGGGGAGCUGGCUGGGCUCUUGCGAGCAGUGGCAGGCCUCAGGCCGGGCCAGAUGCCCCGGGUGGCCCCCGUGCGGACUCCCCGGCUUCAGGCUGAGCCCCGGGUCACGCUGCCCCUGGAUAUCAACAACUACCCCAUGGCCAAGUUUGUCCGGUGCCACUUCAAGGAACCUGCCUUCGGGAUGCUGGCAGCGCCCCUGCGGACGCCCCUCACACGGCUGCCGGCGGAGCAUCAUGCAGAGGCUGUGGGCAUCUUCAAGCUGAUCCUGCGUUUCAUGGGCGACCCCCAGCUGCACGGAGCCCAGGACCACGUCUUCGGGAACUACAUCAUGCAGAAAGGGCUGGCGGUGCCCGAGCUGCGGGAUGAGAUCCUGGCGCAGCUGGCCAACCAGGUGUGGCGGAACCCCAGUGCCCACAACGCUGAGCGGGGCUGGCUCCUGCUGGCCGCCUGCCUCAGCGGCUUCGCGCCUUCCCCGCGCCUCGACAAGUACCUGCUCAAGUUUGUGUCUGACUAUGGGCGGAAUGGCUUCCAGGCUGUGUGUCAACAUCGCCUCAUGCAGGCCAUGGGCCAGGCUCAACAGCAGGGCUCUGGCGCUGCCCGCACCUUCCCUCUGACCCAGCUCGAGUGGAAAGCAACCCAGGAGAAGGCCGGAAUGGCGCUGGACGUGGGCUGCUUCAACGGUGACCAGUUCUCCUGCCCGGUGCACUCCUGGAGUACGGGGGAAGAGGUGGCUGGAGACAUUCUGAGGCACAGGGGGCUGACCGACGGCUGGCGGGGCUGGACGGUGGCUAGGAAGAAGGGGGUCCAGUGGGCAGAGCUGGCCGGCCACGACUACGUGUUGGACCUGGUGUCGGACCUCGAGCUACUCAGGGAGUUCCCGCGACAGAAAGCCUACUUCAUCGUGGGUGCAGAGGGGCCCACGGCUGGCAGGGGAGGUCCCAGGGUGUUUGGAAACAGCUGGGACUCGGACGAGGACGCGCCCGCUAGGCCCCAGCCCCUGGGGCACGUGCCCGUCGUGGCCAACUCCGAUGGGUACUGCAGCCACAAUGAGGACGACUCGGACAGCCUUGGGGAGCCCGCUGUGGCCCACAAAGGACUGGACUGCUACCUGGAUAGCCUCUUCGACCCCGUGCUGUCCUACGGGGAUGCGGACCUGGAGAAGCCAACAGCCAUUGCCUACCGCAUGAAAGGGGGAGGCCAGACUGGUGGAGAUGGCGGUAGCGGCAGCAAAGGCGGCCCCCGGAGACCUCCAGAGCCAAGGCCAAAGCUAAUUCCAGGCCUGGACGCCUCCACGUUGGCCCUGCAGCAGGCCUUCAUCCGCAAGCAGGCUGUGCUGCUGGCCCGGGAGAUGACCCUGCAGGCCAUGGCGCUCCAGCAGCAGCCCCUGAGUCCCAGCCCAAGGCCAUCGCCCCCAGAGAAACCCAUAGCGCCAGAGGCCCGGCCGAAGUUCGUAGGCACCGGACUCCCGGCCAAGCCCGUGCUCUUGCGCUGCGCUCCAAAGCCUGUGGCUCCCGCUCCUCUGGUCAAGGCCCCGAGGCCCCCCACCAAGCCCGUGGCCGUCCCCAUUCUAGCUCAGGACCGGGCGCCUCCAGAAUCCACUUCGCCCAGCCUAGAGCUGGUCCGGUCCUCGACCCUCAACUCGGAGCACUUCCCGCAGCCCACGCAGCAGAUCAAGGACAUCGUCAGGCAACACCAGCAGCCGCCCCGGGGAGGCCGGCCCGAAGCCUUCAGGAAGGACGGCGGGAGGGUGUUCGUGAAGCGGCCGGACCCCCACGAGGAGGCCCUGAUGAUCCUGAGGGCGCAGAUGAGCCAUGCAGCGGCAGCCCCUGGCACCCAGGUCCCCAGAGAGGCCGUAGCCCUGGUGAAGCCAGUGACCAGCACACCAAGGCCAUCCGUGGGGCCCACUCCAGUGCUGGCCUCACGGUCCCUGGAGCCGGCCGAGGACCCCGUGCAGACGCGGUUGCACCGCCUCCUCAGCCCCGAUUUCUACGGCUACCAACAUGCCCCCUGGAAGAUCUUCCUGCGCAAAGAGGUGUUCUACCCCAAGGACAGCUACAGCCACCCUGUGCAGCUGGACCUGCUGUUCCGCCAGAUCCUGCACGACACGUUCUCCGAGGCCUGCCUGCGCAUCUCUGCGGAGGAGAGGCUCCAGAUGAAAGCCCUGUUUGCCCAGAACCAGCUGGACACGCAAAGGCCCUUGGUGACGGAGAGUGUGAAGCGGGCCGUGGUCAGCAUUGCACGCGACAGCUGGGAGGUCUAUUUCUCCCGCCUCUUCCCUGCCACGGGCAGCGUGGGCACCGGCGUGCAGAUCCUAGCUGUGUCCCACACGGGCAUCAAACUCCUGCGCAUGGUCAAGGGCAGCCACGAGGCCGGUGGGCCGCUUCGGGUCCUGCGCACGUACAGCUUUGCAGAUAUCCUGUUUGUGACCAUCCCCUCCCAGAACAUGCUGGAGUUCAACUUGGCCAGCGAGAAGGUCAUUCUCUUCUCAGCCCGAGCUCACCAGGUCAAGACCCUGGUGGACGACUUCAUCCUGGAGCUGAAGAAGGACUCGGACUACGUGGUCGCUGUGAGGAACUUCCUGCCUGAGGACCCAGCGCUGCUGGCCUUCCACAAGGGUGACAUCAUCCACCUGCAGCCCCUGGAGCCACCUCGGAUGGGCUACAGUGCUGGCUGUGUGGUCGGCAAGAAGGUCGUGUACCUGGAGGAGCUGCGGCGUCGAGGUCCUGACUUCGGUUGGCGAUUUGGGACCAUCCAUGGGCGUGUGGGCCGCUUCCCUUCCGAGCUGGUGCAGCCUGCAGCUGCCCCCGACUUUCUGCAGCUGCCUGCAGAGCCGGGCCGGGGCCGCGCUGCCGCCGUGGCCGCUGCCGUGGCCUCCACUGCCGCGGCCCGGGAGGUGGGCCGCAGGAGGGAGGGUCCCCCAGUCAGGGCUGGCUCUGCGGACCGCGGGGAGGACGGCCUGGCUCUCCCACCGUACACGAUGCUCGAGUUUGCCCAGAAGUAUUUCCGAGACCCUCAGAGGAGACCCCAGGACGGCCUCAGGCCGAAAUCCAAGGAGGGUCGGGAAUCCAGAACCUUGGAGGACAUGCUUUGCUUCACCAAGACCCCGCUCCAGGACUCCCUCAUUGAGCUCAGCGACAGCAGCCUCAACAAGAUGGCCACAGACAUGUUUCUAGCUGUGAUGCGGUUCAUGGGGGACGCCUCGCUGAAGGGUCAGAGUGAACUGGACGUGCUUUGCACCCUCCUGAAGCUGUGCAGGGACCAUGAGGUCUUGCGGGACGAGUGUUACUGCCAAGUUGUGAAGCAGAUCACAGACAACACCAGCACCAAGCAGGACAGCUGCCAGCGAGGCUGGAGGCUGCUGUACAUCGUGGCUGCCUACCGCAGCUGCUCCGAAGUCCUCCAGCCACACCUCGUUCGCUUCCUCCAAGACGUGGGCCGGACCCCAGGCCUGCCCUUCCAGGGGAUCGCCAAGGCCUGUGAGCAGAACCUGCAGAGAACGCUGCGCUUCGGUGGCCGUCUGGAGCUCCCCAGCAGCAUGGAGCUUCGGGCCAUGUUGGCCGGCCGCAGUUCCAAGAGGCAGCUCUUUCUUCUCCCCGGAGGCCUCGAGCGCCAUCUGAAGAUCAAAACGUGCACCGUGGCCCUGGACGUGGUGGAGGAGAUCUGUGCUGAGAUGGCUCUGACCCGCCCCGAGGCCUUUGAUGAGUACGUCAUCUUCGUUGUCACCAACCGAGGCCAGCACGUGUGCCCGCUCAGCCGCCGCGCCUACAUCCUGGACGUUGCCUCAGAGAUGGAGCAGGUGGAUGGUGGCUACACGCUGUGGUUCCGGCGCGUGCUCUGGGAUCAGCCGCUCAAGUUCGAGAAUGAGCUCUACGUGACCAUGCACUACAACCAGGUGCUGCCCGACUACCUGAAGGGCCUGUUCAGCAGCAUACCGGCCGGCCAGCCCGGCGAGCAGCAGCUGCAGCAGGUGUCCAAGCUGGCCGCACUGCAGCACCGAGCCAGGGACCACUUCUACCUGCCCAGCACGCGCGAGGCCCAGGAGUACAUCCCGGCCCAGCUCUACCGCACUGUGGCCGCCUCGGCGUGGCCCAGCCUGCUCGGCCAGCACCGGCAGCAGAUGCAGGCGCUCAGCCCCCACCAGGCUCGCGCCCAGUUUCUGGGCCUCCUCAGCGCCUCGCCCAUGUUCGGCUCCUCCUUCUUCUUCGUCCAGAGCUGCAGCAACGGCGCGGUGCCCGCCCCCUGCAUCCUUGCGGUCAACCAGAAUGGCCUUAACUUCCUCAGCACCGAGACCCACGAGCUGAUGGUGAAGUUUUCCCUGAAGGAGAUCCAGUCGACGAGGACCCAGCGGCCCACGGCCAGCUCCAGCUACCCGUACGUGGAGAUCGCACUGGGGGAUGUGGCGACCCAGCGCACCAUGCAGCUGCAGCUGGAGCAGGGCCUGGAGCUGUGUCGCGUGGUGGCCGUGCACGUGGAGAACCUGCUCAGUGCCCGUGAGAAGCGGCUCACGCUGCCCCCCAGCGAGAUCACACUGCUCUGACCCAGCCCCCAGCCCCCAGCUGCCCUGUGCCAGGAGGCUUGCUGUGUGGUCCCAGGGGAGUUACUGGGCCAGAACCUUAGGGGAGACCAAGAGGCAGUAGGUGGCAUGGCGCAAGCCCCCAGGAACCUGAGAAGACUGAUCCAGAGUUGGGAUGGAGUUGCAGUGUGCAAACUUGGGUCAGAUGGCAGGAGGGACUUCCAAAGACUGACUAGUGGGGCCUCCUGCCACCUACCACUGUGGCCCUGCCCCGACUCCCCCUGCGGCAGGGAAGCCCCACACCAGUAGCCUAGACCAACUGAACCUGCGUUUGCUUUCCUUGGGGUCUGAUGUUCAAAUCUGCCCCAUGUCCCUGCCCCGGCCCCUCACAUGUCCCCCCGUCAGGUGCCCCUGCACUGCUGCUGAGCUUGGGUUCCUGACUCUUGGUCAUUUCUGUGCAAAUAAAAGGUACGCCUGGCAGCCUGUUCUCCAUGUGGUUGUUGAGUGACUGGAAAAUGAGUCUGAGGGAGGAGCCAGGAGGUUCAAAAAAUACUGAUUAAUUAUAAUUGCUAUGAAAUCAUUUUAUUCUGCAUUAUCGUGUUUAUAAAAUUACAUUGGUAAUGAAGCAAAGGGGGCAAAAUGUUAAUAAGUAGCCAAUUUGGGUAAAGGUGUGUAGGAAUUUUUUGUUCUGCUUUUGCGACCUCUGUAAGUUUGAAAUUAUGUUA